Aspergillus mulundensis is the source of this 2064-nucleotide messenger RNA. Its product is annotated as LCCL domain-containing protein. The coding region runs from base 1 to 2064 and encodes 687 amino acids. NCBI's taxonomy places the organism in Eukaryota, Fungi, Ascomycota, Eurotiomycetes, Eurotiales, Aspergillaceae. The record is from RefSeq and is a predicted model, not a curated record. The transcript is spliced from 2 exons.
AUGCUUGGGGAAGGUCCGAGUGAUGGCUCUCGGGUAUAUGUACCUCCUGCGGUCGAGGUUGAAGACCAAUCCGACGAUCCCGACGCAGCCGAUCUGCUCCGCGAUGUAGACACCGGCCCUACCGUCCUCCCCGUCUGGCUACGGGAGUCCUCCAAGUCUUUUCGCUGGGGUUGGGUUCCUUUACCGAUUCGAAAAGCAGCUCGCGCGACAGCGGAUUUCGUCAAGGGUCCAGACCCGCCAUACCCGCUUUUGUUGGCGCCGCUAUUCCCGCAUGUUCAAGAACUGCCAGCCCGCUAUCUAGACAAGUUCUUUCCGAAGCGCAAGCAUAAGAUAACCCUCCUUUUGCUCCUAUACUUUGCAUGGUUCCUGCCGUGGACCAUCCUUUUCCUACACUCUCGUUCUGCGGGUUACAUUGAAGGCUAUGGGCGGCCUAUCACACUAUCAUGCUCGACUACCUUCUGGUCGUCUGGAAAUGGAUGCGGACUCAACGGGAACGACUGCCGCCCAUUCACGGGCGAAGCGACCGCCUUCCGAUGCCCUGCCAACUGCCGAGACGCGAAGAUGCUUGAACCCUAUACCGUCGGGAAUGAAACAGUCAGCUACAGGGGUCUUGUCAUUGGAGGCCCCCAAUCAGGAUCCGACGAGCAUGGCGUAUAUCGGGCUGACAGUUUCAUCUGUCAAGCCGCUAUCCAUGCAGGAGUCAUUGACAAUGACGGAGGCUGUGGUGUCGCCCGGUUAGAAGGGGUAGCGCAUUCAUUUCACGCGUCAAAGCAGAAUGGCAUCAAGUCUAUCGGCUUUCCAUCAACAUUUCCAAAGACUUUCAGCUUUGUCCAGCCGUCAUCAGAUGCCACUUGCCCGCAAGAUCCGCGAUGGCCUCUACUAGGCAUCACUAUCGGCGCGCUCGCUCUUUUGUGGCUCUUCUGCUCGUCUCCUGCAGUACUAUUUUUCAGCACGUUCUUCAUGCUUUUCAGUCAAGUUGGUUUAGUAUCCGAUCCACCACCUAGGGCUCAGCUGGCUGCCCUCAUGUCCGUCUUUGUCGCACGCCUCCUUCCCGCGUCAUUCGUGGCCUAUGUCCUGUACAGGUACUGUGCACGGCCACUUCUGGCCCCGCUGUCGCCAUCUAUCUACCAGUUCAGCAAGACAUUUCUCUUUUUGCCACCUGCAUUCUUUGGCGGCCUCAACAACUACACUUUCGCAAGAUUGAUUCCUCUUGAGCGUCUGACCCCACAUGAUAUUCAGCAACAACCUGGCGCAAAGCUCGCGCUAGCUCUGGUUAUCCCCACCAUAAUCUGCAUUAUUGUGACCCAGGCUCACCACAUCCGCAUGGGCGGUUUGAUGCCCCAUUAUCUCAAGGUAUACGGGACUAUGGCACUCAUUCUUUUGAUUCUGCUGCCACUUCCAGGGCUCCGCCUUCGCAUUCACCACUACAUCCUUGCGAUCCUGUUGAUGUAUGGAACGGCCUUCCCCACUCGACCGUCAUUGGUUUACCAGGGAUUGCUACUUGGGCUCUUUAUCAAUGGCAUUGCUCGGUGGGGCUUUGCUUCGAUCAUCGAAACGCCCGCGGCGCUGGGCGAACUAGCCCCCGGAGCUGGCGGAUCACACGGUUGGUGGGGAGCCACUUGGCCCAACAUCGACAACAGCAGCGUUACCAUAUCCCUCCCUGGUAAGGACUCCGGUGAGCUUUAUCACGGCAAUGGCAACAUCACCUUCUCUCUCUGGGAAAAGGAACGCAUGAACAAGCUAGGCGUAGAUGGAGUCUCGGUGCUGGUCAACGACGUCGAGCGCUGGCGUGGCUACGUGGAUGAGGAUCCAGACGGGGAGUUCACCUGGCAUCGCCGUGGCCACUCCGGCCUUGACCUAAAGCAUAUGUCCACCAUUGACGGUGACGCCUACUCAUCUUCAGAAGUGGAGACGCAACAGAUCGAUCUUAGCGACAAUGGCAAACCUGAAGACCUCUUCUUCCGCUUUUCAUUUUUGAAAGGCGCACAAGCGGGGACGUACGGCGGCCCCGGAAUUUGGCUCGAAGACGGGGAGUGGAUUUCUCCCCCGCAACCGAAGACAUAG